CAGCGCCCCUGUAAUGAAGGCGGAUGAGCAUGGGGACCGUAGUCUACGGCGUAUAGAUCGCUUCUGAGCACUAGCCUGUCCCGCUCCGCCCCCCUACCGAAGCUCUUCAUUUGAUCCAGCCAAGCCGAGAUGGCAGCGCUCCGUAAGUCAGACUGGUAGGGGGCAAUAUCCUCCCGAUCAAGGCACACAGUGGCCGGCCCGCCGCCGUCUUAUUUGCCUGUUAAGGAGGAGGCGGUGGUCAUUCAUUGUGAUUUUACUGCGGAAAUUGUAUGUGGACCUAAUCCCUGCACAAUGACAGUUGGGAGGUGCAGUCUAUGAGAAGGUCGUCUGUCUGUGUGUCAGUACAGAGAAGACAGUGAAACCCUCCCCAACGGCAAGAGACCUAAAAAAAUGAGGAGCCGCAGCAACUCCGGAGUGAGACUUGAUGGCUAUGCCAGGCUGGUACAACAAACCAUUCUCUGUCAUCAGAACCCUGUAACAGGCCUGCUGCCAGCAAGUCAGGAACAGAAAGAUGCUUGGGUCCGAGAUAAUGUCUACAGCAUCCUGGCAGUCUGGGGAUUGGGAAUGGCGUACCGAAAGAAUGCUGAUCAAGAUGAAGAUAAGGCCAAAGCCUAUGAACUGGAACAGAGCGUUGUCAAACUGAUGCAGGGACUAUUGCAGUGUAUGAUGAGGCAGGUGGAGAAAGUGGAAAAGUUUAAGCAUACACAGAGUACAAAAGACUGCCUUCAUGCAAAGUACUCCACAAGCACUUGCAGCACAGUGGUUGGAGAUGACCAAUGGGGGCACCUACAAGUGGAUGCUACAUCUCUCUACCUCCUUUUUCUGGCUCAGAUGACAGCUUCAGGCCUGCGCAUCAUUUCAAAUUUGGAUGAAGUAGAUUUUAUUCAGAACCUGAUAUUUUAUAUUGAAGCAGCUUACAAAGUUGCAGAUUAUGGAAUGUGGGAGCGUGGAGAUAAAACCAAUCAAGGAAUUGCAGAACUGAAUGGUAGCUCAGUUGGAAUGGCCAAGGCAGCCUUGGAGGCCAUUGAUGAACUUGACCUGUUUGGAGCACAUGGAGGUCCCAAGUCAGUGCUCCAUGUGUUACCUGAUGAAGUGGAGCAUUGUCAGUCAAUUCUUUGCUCCAUGCUGCCAAGAGCUUCCACCUCAAAGGAAAUUGACGCUGGACUAUUAUCUGUUAUUUCAUUUCCUGCCUUUGCUGUUGAAGACAUAGACCUUGUGAAUCUGACAAAAAAUGAGAUCAUUACUAAGCUACAGGGACGUUACGGUUGCUGCCGAUUUCUCAGAGAUGGUUACAAGACACCAAGGGAGGACCCUAGGAGACUGCACUAUGAUCCUGCUGAACUUAAACUCUUUGAAAAUAUUGAAUGUGAAUGGCCAGUUUUUUGGACCUACCUCAUUUUAGAUGGUCUUUUCAAUGGAGAUCAGGUUCAGGUACAAGAAUACAGGGAAGCUCUGGAUGGCAUUCUGAUAAGAGGAAAAAAUGGCAUCCGUCUUUUGCCUGAGCUGUAUACUGUCCCUCCAGACAAGGUAGAGGAAGAAUACAACAAUCCUCAUACAGUGGACCGAGUACAUGCUGGGAAACUGCCUCACAUGUGGGGGCAGUCACUGUACAUUUUGGGCUGCCUGUUAGCAGAGGGAUUUCUGGCCCCUGGAGAGAUUGAUCCUUUAAACAGAAGAUUUUCAACAUCAUUUAAGCGUGAUGUUGUAGUGCAAGUGUCUGUUCUAGCAGAAACAGAAAAUAUUAAGUCUCUUUUGCUGAACAAUGGUGUAAAUGCAGAAACAAUUGCUGAAGUCCAGCCUAUUCGUGUCCAGCCGGCACGUAUUCUGAGUCAUAUAUAUGCCAAAUUAGGUCAUAACAAGAAGCUUAAAUUGAGUGGACGGCCAUAUCGUCAUAUUGGUGUUCUUGGAACUUCUAAGCUGUAUGUUAUCAGGGACCACAUUUACACUUUUACACCUCAGUUUCUGGACCAGCAUCACUUCUACCUCGCCUUAGAUAAUCAUAUGAUUAUAGAGAUGUUACGGAAUGAGUUGGCAUACCUCUCUUCUUGCUGGAGGAUGACAGGACGUCCCACCUUAACAUUUUGCAUCACUCGCAGCAUGCUUAAUGAGGAUGGGAGUGAUAUUGACCCUGCAGUUCUGGCCACACUCAGAAAAUUGCAGGAUGGAUAUUUUGGAGGAGCAAGAGUCCAAACUGGAAAACUUACAGGUUUCCUCACAACCUCAUUUCUUACUCACCUGAGCUUCCUGGACACAGACUCUGAUAACCGGCUCCUUGAGGAUGAGGAAGACACAUUUAGUCUUGAUGAUGAUGAAUAUGAAGACAGAAACUAUUCAAGGGAGUAUGGUAAUACAGAACAUGUCAAGGAUGAACUGGAUCAGUAUAUCAACCACUUACUACAGAGUACAACUCCAAAAUCCAAUCUUCCUUCUGUCUGCAAAAUUCCAGGACAGCAACAUCUGUUCAGUUCAGAGCACACCACACGGGAUGUCUUCUCCUUGGUGGCCAAAGCCAAGGGCCUUGAUGUUCCCAAAAUCUCAAUGUAUUUGCCAACGAUAAAUGUUUUGAAUAAGCACCGUAAGUCUCUCAACUUGUUGGAGGCUCCCCAUCCACAUCAUGCUAAGCAGGACCAUGGAUGUAAUUUGAAUUUACCAAUGGAUGCUCAUGGAAAUGUGGACUGCGAGUACUUGGUGCAACAGUUAAAGGAAUGCCCAACAUUACAAGACCAAGCAGAUAUACUGUAUAUUUUAUAUGUCAUCAAGGGCCCAGAGUGGGACACAAACCUUUCAAGCCAGCAUACAGUAACAGUUCACAGUCUACUUUGUGAGCUAUACAGUAAGGCAGGAGUCAGCAAAGAGUGGGGACUGAUCCGCUACAUCUCUGGCUUGCUUCGGAAAAAAGUUGAGGUUCUGGCUGAGGCAUGUACGGACCUUAUCUCUCAUCAGAAGCAGCUGACUGUUGGUCUUCCUCCAGAGCCUCGUGAGAAAGUUAUUACUGCACCACUGCCACCAGAUGAGCUGAACAAACUGAUUUAUGAAGCCAGUGGGCAGGACAUAAGCAUAGCAGUUCUUACCCAGGAGAUUCUUGUGUAUUUGGCAAUGUAUGUAAGGUCUCAACCAAGCUUAUUUGGAGAUAUGUUAAGGAUGAGGAUUGGACUCAUCAUCCAGGUGAUGGCAACAGAACUGGCUCGAAGUCUGCGCUGUUCAGGAGAAGAAGCCUCAGAAAGUCUAAUGAACCUAAGUCCCUCAGACAUGAAGGACCUCCUCCAUCACAUUCUAAGCGGAAAAGAGUUUGGUGUCGAGAAGAGUGUUCGACCUUUUGAGUCUACUGCUACCAGUUUUGCUAUUUCCAUUCAUGAGGUAGGCCAUACUGGAGCCACCAAAACUGAAAGAACAGGCAUCAGCAGACUGAAAACUGAAAUGAAGCAGCUGGAUGAUCAGACAUCACAAAGUUUUUAUUUCACUGGUCAUUCCACUGGCAGCAGUGUCAUCUCUCCCCGCUCAACGAGGUGCAGCAGCCCCUCUUCCCCCAGUGGUGGCUUGUCCCCUACAGGUUCUGUGGGCAUACACAUUAAUUGGGAUGAUAGACAAGGCCAGUGGUUACGCAGGAGGCGUCUUGAUGGAGCAAUCAACAGAGUUCCCAUGGGAUUCUACCAGAAAGUGUGGAAGAUUUUGCAGAAGUGUCAUGGCUUGUCUAUAGAUGGCUAUGUCCUCCCUUCAUCAACAACUCGAGAGAUGACGGCUUGUGAGAUCAAAUUUGCUGUUCAUGUGGAAUCUGUAUUAAACCAUGUCCCGCAGCCAGAGUACCGCCAGCUUCUUGUGGAAGCUAUUCUUGUCCUUACACUAUUGGCAGACAUGGAUCUUCACAGCAUUGGAGGCAUAAUCCAUGUGGACCGCAUUGUCCACCUUGCCAAUGACCUGUUUUACAAUGAUCAGAAAGCACAUGGUGCCAAUGAAUUCUUUCUGGAGAAGGAUCCAUCCACAGGCAUUUGCAACUAUUUCUAUGACAGUGCUCCCAGUGGCAGCUAUGGCACCAUGACAUAUCUUUCCAAGGCUGUAGCCACCUACAUCCAGGAUUUUCUUCCAAAUGCAAGUUGUCUUAUGCAAUAGGAUGUUUUAGGUACUUUUUUCUUAAAAUAGAAGUUUGUCUUUGAGUGAGAUGUAAAGUUCACUCCAGUGCAUGCAAGCUGUACAAAAUACAAGCGGAAAACGUUGGAGUUUAAAUGCUAUUUUAAUUAGCUGCCACAGCAGACUAAAUACUGUACCUUAAGGAAACUUAUUUAUAAAAUAUUUAAUUUAUUUUAUGUUGAUAAACAAAAUAAGCUUUAUUUUUCAGGGCCUCAUGAGGAUAGCACCACAUUCCCUUUAUAAAAGGUUUUAUUGCUAAAUGGUUGCUUAUGUGCCCAUAGUUAUAGAAAUUUUUUUACCUCAUUUGGAGAGUGUUUUUGUGACCGUGUAGCAGAGUGAAAAUCUUAUAUGUUCUUUUUCAUUUCCUGACAGCCAGUAGAAUGUUGCCAGUUUUUUGACGCACCUGUUUUUAUUUCAUAAAAUCUAACAGAUUUUUAACAGUAAUGAUCUUGAACAUAUAUUAGUGCAGCAGUAAUUUUAGUAUUUAAAAUUGCCUACUAAGUUACUCCCUGAAAGAGAAUAGCAAUUGCAGGCAAUACCAUCCUACUCUUAUCUUCUCCCAGAGCAAUAGUUCACUCAUGAAUUCAUUUCCUUAAUCUGCUUUCAAGAGGUGUUGCAAAGGUCCUAGGCCUUUCAUGACAGCAGUAACAUUUAAGGCAUAAACCUUUUCCCCAGUGAAAGCUCAUUUAUUGGUAACUCUAACACAGCAUUCUAGCAUUUUCCACAUAGUCACUUUCAAGGCAAUAUACUUUCCAUUUGUCAAAGCAUGCAGCAAAAUCACCUUGAGUUAAGCUUUCAACUCAUUCAUUCACCACAUCAAUGAAUUCAUCACGUGUCUCAAAAAAUUUUCCACACAAGUGUUGUUUCAUUUUUGGGAACAAGCAGAAAUCACAAGGCACUAAAUUGGAGGAAUAAGGAGGGGCUUCACCCAGCUGAAUACCAGGUUUCACCAAAGUUUCAAUGAUCAGCUUUGUAGUGUGUUACCGCACAUUGUCAUGGUGGAAAAAUUACUGGUUCAGUGUUAGACAAGGCUGACCUCCACUCCUCUCAGUCCUCCCCCUUGUAAAACUUGCUAUGACUUCCUCUGGGUAAAAAAUCAGUAAAGAAUAAAUUUGAUCUCCAUAUUGUACUGCAGGGUCACUGAGGUUGGUUGGAGGGUCUGCAGCACAUCUCAACCAAAUUAAGUAAAAGUAGGAGCCCACUUUGCAGGGCGGGCCUGUCAAUUGCAGGAUACAGUCACACUACUUCCUACAUAACCAGUUUAGAUUCUCUAAUUGGACUACAAUUUACACCUUUGGGGUGGGCCAUCAAAUUGGAAUAUCCAAAGAAAAAAACACACAGGUACAGGAAAACCAUGCAAACACAUUAAAGUAAAUUAAAAUAUUAGGUGACACAAUUACUAGCACCACAGUUUCACAGCUUCAAAGAUUUCAGUUUGAUUAACAGCCCAGUCAAUGUGUGGAUGUUGCAAGUUUUCCUUGUCUCUGUGUGUUUUCCUAAAUUUACAUAACGUUUCACCCAGAUACUAAACUUGUAAAGGAAAAUGGAUGGAAAUAAAACUUUUCCAAAUUUCACAGAACUGAUAUUCAUUUGCCAAUCAUUAUUCAAUAAAUCAAAACAAAAGUGUUUGGAGGAGGGUAGACAAAUGGAAAGUGCCUGGUGAACAAUAUACAGUAAAGUGACAUGAUUAUAUAAUACAAUGGCCAAUUGUGCCAUUAUCCCUCCUGAACAUAUUAGAUCUCUCUAUUAAAACAGCAGACACCUUAGCAGUGAACAGGACAGAGUGAAGGUUUGACCAUAUUCUUUGAUCAGUUUCUGUUGAGAAUAAAAUCUAAAAUGUAUAAAUGAAUAGAAGUAUUGAGAAGCCACAUGUUGUCCUAUUGUGAGGAUCAUUGUCUUCCAGUGGAAAAGCAGUAGUCGCGAAUCAUUUCAGAAAUAGGUUACAGUGUUUCUCUAUGUAUGUACUUUGAAACAAGUAGCUGCUUACUGUAAGGAUCUUCUUGUACUGUAUAACAUUAAAGAUUCAAGAGAAAAUUGCUAUAAUAUAAAUAGAUUUUAUAUUGCUGUCAACUAGAGACUACUUGAUUCAUGUUCAUAAAUGUGCAAACUCUUCUCUUUUUAAUAAAGAUAAUCUACAACACCUCAA
This is a messenger RNA of Erpetoichthys calabaricus (reedfish), 6271 nucleotides long. It is a transcript of the gene phka2, whose product is annotated as phosphorylase kinase, alpha 2 (liver). Gene Ontology annotation, biological process: glycogen metabolic process. The coding region runs from base 391 to 4107 and encodes 1238 amino acids. The record is from RefSeq and is a predicted model, not a curated record. Gene Ontology annotation, cellular component: phosphorylase kinase complex. The transcript has 33 exons. Gene Ontology annotation, molecular function: calmodulin binding. Lineage: Eukaryota; Metazoa; Chordata; Cladistia; Polypteriformes; Polypteridae.